UCUUGAACCGGUUAUAGAGUUUUGUCGGUGAAACAACUGUGGGUUGGGAUCGUGGGGAUCCAUUGAGAGAUCGAGGCGAGAAGAAUCAAAUGAGUGCGGAAGCAAGCUCGUAAUUUUCAAGAUUACGUUGGAUUUUGUCUUAUUUGUCCACUGCUGCUGCCUUGCAUGGGAUCGUCUUCAUCAAGAUCCAACUCGAGAAUGGAUGAAACCAGUCCGAGCAAUGAUCGAAACAGCGGAGCCCCAGCAGCUGAGCAGGACAACGAACAGGACGCAGAUUUAGCCACUAUUCUGCAGUUCCUUAUCAGAAGUGGCCAAAUCCAUAUCAUAACCGCGGAGCACGAAGAAGUGGACGACGAGAACGUUGUGUCUCCUCCCAAGAUCAACGUCCAGCCCAAUACCGCCGUUCUUGAUAAGUGCGAGUUUAGCAUGAGGACCAAAAUUGAGAGUGGCGUGCAAAGGAGUGGAUCCGGGAUGAAGAGACCAAACUCUAUUCCACUGCUUUUGCAGAGUCGAGAGUAUGGAAUGCUUGGCCAAAACUGUUUCUCAAGUGGAGAUCGCUGCAAAAUAUUCAACAAUUUCCUGCCUAACACACUCGAUGUUGUACAAAAUUAUCACAACAAAGCAUUCUGUGGUACCUACUCAAGAGAAGGCGAAUUCUUCUUGAGCGCUUGUCAAGAUCGCAAUUUGCGCCUGUAUGACACUAAAAAUGGGCAGUUCAAACUGCUGAAAACAAUUCAAGCCAGAGACGUUGGUUGGAGCAUUUUGGACACCGCGUUUAGCCCCGAUGGCACUCACGUUGUCUACUCGAGUUGGUCGGAAUGCAUUCACAUUGUAAAUUUGUUUGGCGACACCGACAACCAGGAAGCACUGCCUUUGAGUCCUGAUGAUCGAAGGUUUUGCAUUUUCUCGCUGGCGUUUUCAAAUGAUGGCCAAAAGAUCCUCGGUGGAGGAAAUGAUGGAUACAUCUAUCUGUACGACAGGGAAUGCCAGCAACAGUGUCUUAGAAUUGAAGGGCAUGAAGAUGACGUUAACUCCGUCGCUUUUGCUGAUAGCACUUCUCAAAUUCUGCACAGUGGGGGAGACGAUGGACUUUGUAAAGUGUGGGACACGAGGACACUUAGCGAGACCAACCCAAAACCUGUCGGCGUGCUCGCGGGGCACAUGGACGGAAUCACAUUCAUUGAUCCUAAGGGUGACAGCCGACACUUGAUCACCAACUGCAAAGACCAGUCUAUCAAACUGUGGGACAUCAGGGUGUUUUCCUCUGAAAAUGGGCAAGACAACACAAGACAAGCAGUCAUGGAUCAAAACUGGGACUACCGGUGGCAGCGAGUGCCAAAAAAGUUGAUAAACCCAAAGACAAGGCUGGAUGGCGACACAUCCAUCAUGACUUACAGAGGACACAGUGUUCUGCAAACGCUCGUUCGCUGUCGUUUCUCACCUGCAGCGACGACUGGCCAACGCUACAUUUACACUGGCUGUGCUGCCGGCAGGGUCAUCAUUUACGAUGCUCUCACCGGUAAAAUUGAGAGGACUCUGACGGGUCACAGAGGUUGCGUCCGAGACGUCUCUUGGCACCCGUACAACCAAGAAAUCAUCAGUACUUCUUGGGAUGGAUCCCUUGGUCGAUGGACGUAUGAAAUGCUGGAGAGUGCGAUCGACGAAGCUAUGCUGGUGGACAACUCGGGCCCAAGUUUGCCGAGGAGAAGCCAGAGGCUGGUCGAAAAGAUGCUGAAGCUUCCAGGUGGAAACUGUGACAACGUUUGACCAGCUAGUCUUAAUUUCCGUGAGAAGUGCGGCAAUAACGGAUCAGGUAUACAACUUGCACGCACCAAAAACUUGAUAUUGUCACGAAUCAAAACUGCGAAUUGGAACCAAAACAAAAUUGACUUGUUGUACAAAAUGUGCAAGCUGUAUUAAAAUCUUAAGUUGAGUGCAUCAGAUAAAAGACUGGCGAUCGCUUGUGUGCGUUGAGUAUGCGUUCAUCAAAAUCAAAGUAUGGGUUGGAAUGUAAAUUGUAUAAAAUACCAUUGCUGAUGACGCGCAUCCACUUUUCUAGAGAAUCUAGCCAAACCAGCCAAUUUGUACUUGCUAUUAAUUUUGUCACAAAUCAUUGUGAUUUUUAAGUUCCUAGAAAUUACUAUGGCAGAAGUCCACAAGAAAUUAAUCAGAAAAAUGCUGGAAAUUCUUAAUUAACAUGCAUUUUCAUUAUCAUUUUUGUCUCACAAUUUGAGGCCUUCAUUAAACUAACAUUAGAUAAUAAUUAAAGCAGCUUUGUUUUCUUCUUCUUAAACUUGAAAAAUAAAUACAGCACCAGGUUGAUACUGAUUUUCACAGUAUGUGGGGGGGGGGAUCAAGCAUCAUAGUCAUUUCAUAGAACCAUGAUGUUGAUAUAGAUGACAAAUAACUUGAAAAUAUUUUUAGUUUUAAAAAACUAAUGAUUUGUUUAUUAUGUUCGGAUGUUGUGUAUUAUUUUUUUUACAGAGCAAAAAGAUGAUAUUUGAAUGAAAUAAAUAUUAAAUGUUAUCAGAACUCAAGAGUUUUCCACAGAGAA
Messenger RNA from Cloeon dipterum, 2554 nucleotides. RefSeq names its product DDB1- and CUL4-associated factor 11. The transcript has 12 exons. Lineage: Eukaryota; Metazoa; Arthropoda; Insecta; Ephemeroptera; Baetidae. Gene Ontology annotation, cellular component: Cul4-RING E3 ubiquitin ligase complex. The coding region runs from base 166 to 1767 and encodes 533 amino acids. Gene Ontology annotation, molecular function: protein binding. Gene Ontology annotation, biological process: proteasome-mediated ubiquitin-dependent protein catabolic process. The record is from RefSeq and is a predicted model, not a curated record.